AAAACGAAUAUUGCGUUACUGACAGUUCUGAACACAGUGCAUGGUUUCAUGGACCAAGGCGUGAUCUAUAAGGAUGAAUUUAAGAUAAUUUACAUUGCACCGAUGAAAGCUUUAGCAACGGAGAUGACAGCGAACUUUGCAAGGCGACUGGCACCAUUAGGCUUGAAAGUGCGUGAAUUGACUGGCGAUACAACGCUGACAAGGAAAGAAAUUGCUGAAACACAGGUGCGAUUGAUCCCCUUGCAAUGCAACGAAUAA
This is a messenger RNA of Gongylonema pulchrum, 258 nucleotides long. The record is from the annotation of a GenBank genome assembly. NCBI's taxonomy places the organism in Eukaryota, Metazoa, Nematoda, Chromadorea, Rhabditida, Gongylonematidae.